Molecule: messenger RNA, 1457 nt
Organism: Phragmites australis (common reed)
Lineage: Eukaryota; Viridiplantae; Streptophyta; Magnoliopsida; Poales; Poaceae
Product: single myb histone 6-like
Exons: 7
Coding region: 266-1171 (301 amino acids)
Biological process (GO): nucleosome assembly
Cellular component (GO): nucleosome
Molecular function (GO): double-stranded telomeric DNA binding
Source: RefSeq, a predicted model, not a curated record
CAAAACAUGAUUAUUUCAGGCUAGGGGCUAGGGCUGUUGUCAGGCAAAAAAAAAUCCGGCGUCGCGCGCCUGCGGCCCGGCCGAACCAGAGCUCCAGCCUCCUUCCACCGUGCCCUCCUUGUCGUUCUCCUCCUUCUCUUGCCCCCUCUACUGGUAUUCGAUUGGCGUGGACGCCGUCGAGCUCCGGACUCGGGAUUGAUUUUCGUCUACUGAAGGUGCACCGUCGUGUUAGUAUUGUAUUGGACAGAGGAGAUUAGGCCUAAGGAUGGGGGCUCCAAAACAGAGGUGGACUUCCGAGGAAGAGGCUGCUCUUAGAGCUGGAAUAGCAAGGCAUGGAGUUGGAAAAUGGCGCACAAUAUUGAAAGAUCCAGAAUUUAGUUCCAUCUUGUGCUAUCGCUCAAAUGUUGACCUAAAGGACAAGUGGCGCAAUAUGAAUGUAGUUGUCAGUGCAUCGGGUUCCCGUGACAAGGGAAAGACUGCUGUGAAGAAAACCCGAUCUACUCCUAAGAAUAAUGAUCACACCAUGCCAAUAAGCACAGUUACUUCUGAUAUUGACGAUGAUGUUAUUGAUGAAAAGCCUAUAGCAUCAGUGUCUAGUGAAGCAGGGAAUACAUCAAAUCCAAAGAAAUCUCACUCAAGGCUAGACAAUAUUAUAAUGGAGGCUAUAAAGAACUUGAAUGAGCCUACGGGGUCACACAGAACUACUAUUGCUAAUUACAUAGAGGAGCAAUAUUGGCCACCUAGUGAUUUUGAUCACUUAUUGUCUGCAAAACUGAAGGACUUAGCCACCAGUGGGAAAUUGAUAAAGGUGAAUCGUAAGUACAGGAUAGCGCCUAGUUCACCGUACUCAGAGGGUCGAAGCCCCAAAAUGCUGCUGUUGGAAGAUGUGCAAAGAGAGCCCUUCAAAGUAGGGAGUGAUGAUAGUAAAACCCUUACAAGAUCUCAAGUUGAUGCUGAAUUGGCACGUAUGACAACCAUGACUGCUGAAGAAGCUGCAGCAGCUGCCGCUCGUGCAGUUGCAGAGGCAGAGGCUAUCAUGGCAGAAGCUGAAGCAGCAGCGAGAGAAGCAGAGGUUGCAGAAGCUGAUGCCCAAGCUGCACAAGCCUUUGCUGAAGCAGCAUUUUUGACAUUGAGGAACAGAAAUGCUACAAAAUUGAUGGCCCAAGCUUGAUGCUACCUGGAGCUGUUCCGGUCCAGGUCCAGCGUUGCCACAGAUGCCAGCUACUACCUAUGUACAUGUUUACUGUUGUUACUGUUGUUCAACUAAACGUAGCUGUCCCGGUAGUUGUAUCAACUUAUGUUACCCAUGUGAGCCCCAGGGCACCAGCAACAACAACAGCAGCUUUGUGUUUCCCCUUGCAACACCAUUUUCACAACUCAGUGGCAUGUCCUGGCCCCUCCAUUGUCUUGAACAUGCCAAUCUCUUUGUCAAUGUCAAACUGUCAAUUGUUCGUCGA